Benincasa hispida (wax gourd) is the source of this 1296-nucleotide messenger RNA. Its product is annotated as C2H2 and C2HC zinc fingers superfamily protein. Lineage: Eukaryota; Viridiplantae; Streptophyta; Magnoliopsida; Cucurbitales; Cucurbitaceae. The record is from RefSeq and is a predicted model, not a curated record.
UUCAACUAAGUUCGUACCUCCUUAACAUCCUCAUCAUAUCCUGAAGCCAUUAGUAUAUAUUCCAAUCAAAAGAGAAGAGUAUGUACAAAGAAUUCGAGGAUAACUCAAACAAAAACCGUGGGAAAAGGGGUAACGGGAUUACAAGCUACCCAUCCUAUGUCAAAACAUUUUUUCUAAACCCCCCUUUGUUCAAUAUAUCAAUUGUAAAUAAUAGACAUCAGAUGUUUUUGGGGUUGGCAUUUUGUCUUCACUUCACCAAUUAUGUCAAAAGCCCAUUCCCUUCUUUUUAACCUAUUAUUCCUCCAUUUCCUAUCCCUUUCAAACUCUCAACCUCCUAUCUUAAAUGCCAUCUCCCUACUCCCUCUUCAACUAGCCUAGGCCUUCCAUUUUUCUCGCUUGACAACCGUUGCGCCAUCGAAUGUGGAACCCUAGCCAAGCUCACCAAGACGAAGAUGACGAUUCAUGGGAGAUUAGGGCUUUUGCAGAAGACACCGAAAACGUUAUGGGCACAACUUGGCCUCCUAGAUUUUACAAUUGCACAUUCUGCGGACGAGAAUUUAGAUCUGCCCAAGCCCUAGGUGGUCACAUGAACGUCCACCGUCGCGACCGCGUACGUUUGCACCACCAUCCUCAUUCCAACUCAAUUCAACCCAUCUCAUCAUCCUUCACCAUCCCUGCCCCUAAACUCGUUUACAACGAAAGUGACGGGGUUUGUUUCUUAUACCAAUUACCAAAAAACAGCAUCGAUUUCCUCAACUCCAUCACUUCAUCAAGUGCAUGUCUCCAGUCGCCUUCCGCUACACAAUAUCCUUCGAACAUCCCAACCACAUCAUCCUUGCAAUCCGUAAAGUCUCCAGGGGAGCUCCGAGGCGGAACAUCAAGCUCCUCAUCUCACUGCAGCCACAUGUCUGGCAAAGGAGAUGACUCAAUAAUAUCAAUUGAUGAUGGAAAUGAGAAGCUUGAUCUCGAGCUGAGACUUGGUCAUAGGACAUCUCCAGCUUGAAAAUCAAAGGAAGAGAGAGAUUGUUCAUGAAGAGGAAAUAGUAAAAAUUAGCCCCAUUAAAGUUUUUAUCAUGAAGAAGUAAUGGUAAGAACUAAGAAGAGAGGUGAGAGGAGGGACGGAGUAAAAUUAGGGUUUUGAGGGAAGGACAAGGAAAAGCUAUCAAAACAGUGUAAUGUCAUUUUCAUAUUCAUAGAUUUCUGAGUAAUGAAAGCUUUGUUUGUGGGCAUUUAUCUCCGUGGGGAUUGUUCCAUUAUGACAAACAAAUCAAUUUUCAGUCAUCUUCUUUGUACAAA